Molecule: messenger RNA, 1057 nt
Organism: Chanos chanos (milkfish)
Lineage: Eukaryota; Metazoa; Chordata; Actinopteri; Gonorynchiformes; Chanidae
Gene: psma6l
Product: proteasome 20S subunit alpha 6, like
Exons: 7
Coding region: 56-796 (246 amino acids)
Biological process (GO): ubiquitin-dependent protein catabolic process
Cellular component (GO): proteasome core complex, alpha-subunit complex; proteasome core complex
Source: RefSeq, a predicted model, not a curated record
AACUGCUUUUGUAGAAAAUCAAGUUAAACUUUUUUCGUUAAUACAGCCGACAAGGAUGUCUCGGGGUUCCAACGCAGGAUUUGAUCGACACAUUACGAUAUUUUCUCCCGAGGGCCGUCUCUACCAAGUCGAGUAUGCAUUCAAAGCCAUCGCUGGCAGCGGCCUCACCUCUGUGGGCAUCAGAGGGACGGAUUGUGCCAUCGUGGUCACACAGAAGAAAGUUCCGGACAAGCUUCUGGACGCCACCACAAUGACCAACAUGUUUCGACUCACCCCCCGCAUUGGCUGUGUAAUGACUGGACACCAUGCGGACAGCUGUUCUCAGGUGCACAGAGCGCGUAUUGAGGCUGCCGAAUGGAAGUACAAGUUUGGCUAUGACAUCACGGCUGACAUGCUGUGUCGACGCAUUGCAGACAUUUCACAGGUUUACACGCAGAACGCAGAGAUGAGACCACUGGGCUGCUGUAUGAUCUUGGUGGCCAUGGAUCCACAGCAGGGACCCAUGCUGUAUAAAUGUGACCCUGCGGGUUAUUUCUGCGGCUUCAGGGCCACGGGCGUCGGAGCCAAGCAGACAGAGGCCAACAGUUACCUGGAGAAGAAACUGAAGAAGAAGCCCGAUCUGACGUACGACAGGACCGUGGAGCUGGCCAUCUCAUGCUUGUCUUCCGUCCUAUCCAUGGACUUUAAGGCCAGUGAGCUGGAGGUUGGUGUGGUCACUAAAGAAAACCCUAAAUUCAGGACACUCUCAGAAGCUGAAAUAGAAGUCCAUUUGACUGCUAUAGCAGAGAGAGAGUAGACAGGUCCCCAGACUGACAGGGGAACACAUUUGGACAUAGCACUGGGCCAUUGAGAACAGAUUCAGAGAAGCCUCUGUGGAGAAACUCACCUGACUAAGACGGCGGUCUGCUUUAUUCAAACCAGAGUGGGCUCGUGGUUCCACACAUAGUACAGGCACACAGUAGUGACUGGACUGAGGGCUUUGGCACUGGUGUUGUGUCUAUGUCUGUUACCCGCUGAAGAAAAUGUUCCCUCUCCGGGCCCACCAGCACACGGUCUG